Sporothrix schenckii 1099-18 is the source of this 264-nucleotide messenger RNA. RefSeq lists its product as uncharacterized. The record is from RefSeq and is a predicted model, not a curated record. Lineage: Eukaryota; Fungi; Ascomycota; Sordariomycetes; Ophiostomatales; Ophiostomataceae. Bases 1 to 264 code for a protein of 87 amino acids. The transcript has a single exon.
AUGUGGUGCAUUGUAUACUUUUCACGAACUCCCCUCGUGAAACGCAUAGCUCAUGCAAUGUACCGAGUCGAGAGGCCGUGCAAACACGACAAGUGCCAAGCAGAAAAGAGCAGAGACCAGCCGGCCAGCGGAGCCAUUGAAUGCUCCGUCAACGUCCAGAUUGACAUUCCCCAAGUCGCUCCUUCCCUGUCCGAGACCACCGAACGAUCCGCGGAACAUGCAGCCAGAGCUUGGAGCUUGGAGCUUGUCGGAGCUAGUGCAUGA